Aspergillus ibericus CBS 121593 is the source of this 6406-nucleotide messenger RNA. Its product is annotated as type I polyketide synthase. NCBI's taxonomy places the organism in Eukaryota, Fungi, Ascomycota, Eurotiomycetes, Eurotiales, Aspergillaceae. Bases 1 to 6387 code for a protein of 2128 amino acids. Gene Ontology annotation, biological process: secondary metabolite biosynthetic process; fatty acid biosynthetic process. The record is from RefSeq and is a predicted model, not a curated record. The transcript has 21 exons. Gene Ontology annotation, molecular function: fatty acid synthase activity.
AUGGACCACACUGCAGAUGGUCCGCCCGCGGGGCAUGCCCCACUAGAGCCGAUUGCUAUUGUAGGCAUGGCGUGUCGCCUCCCUGGAUCUAUCACAUCCCCCGCGGAUUUCUGGAAUGUGCUGAUCAACAAGAAAUCUGCCCAAACCCCGUCCGUACCUAAAAGUCGGUUCAACAUCGACGCCUUCUACCACGAAGACCUGCAUAGACCGGGGAGUUUGAAUGUUCGCGGAGGCUAUUUUCUUGACGGCAACCCUCAUGACUUUGACCCCAGUUUCUUCGGCAUGUCGCCAAUUGAAGCCAUGUGGCUAGACCCGCAGCAACGACGGAUCCUGGAGGUUGCAUAUGAAUGCCUCGAGAACGCCGGCCUGACGCUGGAGGACGUGGCCGGAAAAGACAUCGGAGCGUUUGUCGGCUGCUUCACUUCGGACUACCAGCAACUGCUCCAUCGAGAGCCGGAUUUUCGACAUGAAUAUUCAGCAACCGAAAUGGAUCCCGGCAUCAUGAGUGCAAGGAUUUGUAAUGUGUUUGACUUGCACGGACCAAAAACCAGCGCCGUCAUCAAUACUGCUUGUUCGUCGUCCAUCACUGCGAUCAAUCAGGCCUGCCACGCUCUGCAAGGCGGAGAAUGCGAUGGUGCCAUUGCGGCAGGUGUGAAUCUAAUUAUUUCGGUCGAUCAGCACCUCAACACCGCCAAGUUGGGGAUCCUGUCGCCAACAUCUACCUGUCACACGUUUGAUGCUGCCGCGGACGGAUAUGGCCGUGCUGAAGGCGCGGGUGCUAUUUAUCUGCGCAGACUCUCUGAUGCGGUUCGCGAUGGUAAUCCAAUUCGAGCAAUCAUUCGCGGCUCGGCCGUUAAUACAAAUGGAAAGGUUAAAGAUCAGGGCAUUACUCACCCAAGUCUCGAGGGUCAGGAGCGGGUGCUUCGGGCCGCUUAUAGGAGAGCCGGCCUGGACCCAAUCGACACACUCUAUGUUGAAUGCCAUGGAACGGGCACACCCAUUGGGGACCCCAUCGAAGUGCACGCCGUUUCGAAAGGAAUGAAUGAUCGACGCAGCAGCGAACCACCUCUGCGGCUGGGAGCAGUCAAAGCAAAUAUCGGUCAUAGUGAGGCCGCCAGCGGUAUCUUCGCCGUGAUUAAAGCAGCUCUGGUUGUGGAAUCCGCCAUCAUCCCAGGGAUAGCAGGGUUCAAGACUCUCAAUCCAGCUAUAAAAGAAGCGGAAUGGCAUAGCCCACUGACUCGGAGGGUUGGUGUAUCGUCGUUCGGAUAUGGUGGCACCAACGGCCAUCUAAUACUGGAGGCCGCGCGGUCUGACCACGGACAGGAAAGGUCCAAAGCCGGAUAUAGGACCUCGGCUUCUCGUGAUAUUCUGAGGAAUAUCAGAGCGCACGCUGGUCUCGCCGAGCGCUAUUACGUGCACGAUCUCGCCUACACGCUCAAUUGUCGCCGGACGCACUUUUCACACAGAGCAUUUACCAUCGCCCAAGAUGGCCGUGACUCUGCAGAUUUUGACAUAUCGGCCUUCGAGUCCCUGGACGAUUGCCUGCAGAGCUUGCAGCCAUCGGGAGCCUGGUCGCUAGAGGAGGCCUUGUCAGGGAGCAUGGUUUCGGAACGUAUGGCUGAGCCCGAUGUUGCACAGCCACUAUGUACCGCAGUUCAGAUCGCCAUUGUUGACCAGCUGAGAAAGUGGGGGAUCGUUCCCUCCGCUGUUGCCGGUCACUCAUCGGGGGAGAUUGCUGCAGCAUAUGCAGCCGGCUUGUUGUCUGGCCCGGAGGCCUUUGCCGUGGCUUUCUAUCGUGGACUAGCCGUGGCACAGGGAAGCCCCCAAGGAUCGAUGCUUGCUGUGGGACUCGGGGCCGAGGCGAUCGAUUCUUACAUUUGCGAUACGGAUGUCGUUAUUGCAUGCGAAAACUCUGCCGAGAGCGUGACAUUGAGCGGCUCAGCGACUGCGAUUCAGCAGGUUCGAAUGAAGCUUGCGGCUGCUAAAGUAUUUGUAAGAGAGCUGAAAACAGGCCAGCCUUAUCACUCACCUGCAAUGAGUGUCGUGGGUCCAAUCUAUGAACGACUCCUUACCGGGGCAAGUCCAGAGACUGGUUCGUCUGCAACCUCACUACGGCUCUCCAAGGUCCCAAUGAUCUCUUCUGUGACGGGGCAUCAAGUCCAUGAGGCAGAUAUCAACCCUCAAUACUGGGUAGGGAAUCUAACUAGCCGGGUUCGCUUCCAUACAGCGGCAGCGGAGCUGUGCAGUCUGGAAGACCUGAAGGGAUUGAAUCACCUAGUGGAGAUUGGACCCCAUUCAGCCCUUGCUGGACCGCUGAAACAGAUCAUCGCGAGCAGCAAGCUGGAAGCACACGUCAAGUAUAUCCCGGGCUUCGUCAGGGACUCUAAUUCGUGCACCGACUUGCUGCGGACCACCGGGCGUCUGUUCCUCGCCGGCCACGGUGUCAGCAUGCAGGGCAUAACCGAUGAUCUAUCUAAUGAGCCGAGACCUCGGCUGCUGGUUGAUUUGCCCCCAUACCAGUGGAAUUAUGCAAAGGAGUAUUGGCGGGAGCCGAGGGUGAGCCAAGAGCAGCGUGAGCAAUCCGCGCCUAGACAUGAUCUGCUGGGGAGACGAGUUGCCGGCCUCUCCAAUGAGACUUAUAUUUGGAAAAAUAUCCUACGAGUUCGAGAUGUGCCAUGGCUGAGGGAUCAUAGCGUUGGAAGCGAACUUUUGCUGCCGGCCUUGUGGCAAAUCAGCGGUACCGCAUUCAGUCCCAGUCAGGGGCUUGUGAUACCGGAGAGUGAUCACGGGAUUGAGCUGGUGACCCGACUGUUGCCUCAGAGUGGGAGUGAACCGGGCUGGUAUUCAUUCACCGUCGAGACCAAUCUCGACAAACACUGGAAGACCCAUUGCAGAGGGUAUGUAUCGGCCAGUAAGACCCUCCAACUGAAUGCGCAUCCGUGGUAUAAGACAUUCAACCGAUGCCUAGGAGAGGUCAGAUCCAACGGGCGGGACCUCGCAGCCGCUAGUAAGAUCGAACUAAAGACACACAGUGGCAUGAUGGAUGGUGAGUCCAGGUACCUCCUGCACCCGGGGGCCAUCGAUACCUGCCUCCAGCUUGCCAUCAUCUCGUUCGAAAGAGGGCGAUAUAAAAUCAUGCCGUUCAGUACGAUUCCGCAACGAAUUGAGGAGAUGACCGUUGCCUCUCCCGGCGAAGAAACAGAGGGAGAUGGGUUCGCAUGGACGGACGAGUGCCGGAACCCUUUCUUCAGUUCCAACAUACAACUCUAUACCUCGGGUGGUCUCCCCAUCUUGGAGUGUAAGGCGGCUCGAUUCAAAGAGCACGACAUGAGCUUGGGCAGUCGGUCGACAGCCGUCAUCUCAGAUCAACGGUACAUGCGAAACCAAUGGAAGCCCGACAUCGAUUAUGCUGCAGAGACUUUGAGACAUACAUCCUACAAAUCGGUCCAGCAGGCCGUGGUCACAUUGAUUCAGCUGAUUGAUCACAAGCGACCAGUUCAAAGAGCGGUACUAUUUGCAGAAGACGACCAAGAUCUUAUCGAAACCGUGGCCUCUCAGUUCCCCGCCAGUGGUAGCCUGACGGUAGCGGAGACACACGCAAGCAAGAUGGAAGAAAGAUUGAUGAUCGGCAGAAAAAGCAACGUAAAAGUAGUCCCUGUCUCGCGGGAGAUUUCUCCGUGGUCAUCCAGCUUGCCAACCGGUCCAGAUCUUAUCAUUUGCAAGGGACAGUGGGGUUCGCAGACGACCCGAGCCCUACAGGCUAGGCUCCAACCCGGUGGUCGUUUGUUAAUACUACAAGAUGCAAUGCCAGAGGACGGAUGCCUGGACCGUUCUUGCGGCUCCUCCAGGCCUGUGUUAAAGCUCCCCGUCUCCGGUUUCGAGCUGUUGCUCUCCCGAGAGUCAAACAACGAAGAGAGCCGAGAGCUGGAGGAGAAACCAGUCACCUUCGUGGUCAAAGAGAAUACAGAUCAACUUCUACUCAGGGAACUUGUCAGGAAAUUUGACGAUCAGCCAAGCGUGAUGAACCUAAUGGAUUUCUACGGGACCUGCCAUGAACCUCAUGGUACCAUGGUAAUGCUUGAUGUGGAUGGGAGUAUACUCUCCAGACCCAAUGAGACACAAUUGGAUGUGAUCAAGAGAUUGGUCCUCUCCGAGGGAAUUGCUCUUGUCUGGGCAACGUUUGGGGUUCAUCAAGGACGCACUGUGGAAGGCGGGUUGAGCUUGGGCUUCUUGCGUGGAGUCAGAUCUGAGCAUCCCGGGGCUCAGAUUACAUCGUUAGAUGUCGAUUGGGAGGAGAGUUCUCAUAGCAUUAAACAGGCUCUUGUGGCGGUCUUGAAAUCCGCGGCACCGCUGAGUUCUGGUCAAGAGACGGAAUUCUGGCUUCACGGCGACAUCCUGCACAUUAAUCGAUUGAUUCCAUGGGCAUGUCCUGGUAUAUUUCGAGGCCGAACCGUUUACCUGCCACCCAACACGUCGCUGGCAAGCGCGUCUAUCAACGGGGAGAUGGUCUUCAAGACCAUAGAAGACAUCCAGAGAGAUGUCGGGCCCCAUGAAAUAUGUGUCCAGGUAGAAAUGACAGAACUGCAGGAGUCACCCGAAAAAAGCGUCAAGCAGCCUGCGAUUGUUGUCGGUCAUAUCCUUGGUAAUACUGAGGGAGCUGCAGGUCGCCAGGUAGUCACCUUUGCGAGCCAGAAUGGUUAUUCGACAAUUGUGAGGACGAAGAAGAACUUGUGCCUAGCAUGCGAUGAUCUCGAACCAGCGGGUAGAGCCCAAAAGAAAGACCAUAUUGUGCUCUUGCAUAUGCCCUUGGCAUUUGUGCAAAUGGCCACACUCAUCUGCCAAGGACUGGGUGCUCAGCUUACUGUAAUUGUGAGGACGCUGGAAGAGAGGACCCGGUUUGAUCGAGACCCGCUACUUGGCUCUGUCUCAAUUCUUGCGGUCCAAGACCCAUCAGUAUAUAGCACGACGCCACCGGGCAAAGGUACCUGGGGGAAACCAUCAUUGCUCAUUUCCAAUUCUCUGUCGCCUCUUGCUCGGGAGGCAUGGAAACACAUCUCCACGGCGGGGCGCUUUGUGCUAUGCGAUGGAGAAGUGGGGGGGACACUCGACCCAUCCCCCUUUAGCAGGGGUGCUUCUUUCCUAACUAUCGGCCACAACUAUCUCGCGGAAGGACUGACCUUUCUCCGGGAGAACAAGGAUGCCUGGCCAACACAUGUGCAGGUGUAUAGCAUUGAUAAAUUGCCCUCCCAGUCUAGCAGCCAACAGCCGAGUGGACUGGCGCCUUCAGAAGGUGCCGCUGUGGUGCGAUUCCGAUAUGGCGAAAGUGUCAUUAAGAUGCAACCCUCAGUCAUCCGACCUCGCUUUUCUCCAGAGGCUGCCUACUUGCUGAUUGGAGGACUUGGUGGACUUGGAAGCAGUUUGGCCCGUUGGUUGGUCGAGCGAGGGUGUCGACAUUUCGUCUUCGUGUCCCGCUCUGGCAUGACGCGACCAAAGGCUGUCGAAAUUGUCUCGUGGAUUGAAAAUGCCGGGGCUACGGCAGAUAUGAGGGCCAUAGUCGCCCGGGUGGCACAGGAGCACCCGAUCCGCGGCGUGGUGCACGCUGCCAUGGUACUGCAGGACGGCUUGCUGCAGGGAAUGACGCCAGCCCAGUACCACGCUGCCGUCACACCCAAGCUUAUAAUUGCCCAAGUCCUUCACUCGGUUCUUGCCAGCGCCCCCUUGGACUUCUUCGUCAUGACUAGCUCGAUCUCUGGCGUUCUGGGCACUCCAGGGCAGACCAAUUACAAUGCCGGCAACAGCUUCCUGGAUGCGUUCGCGACGUAUCGUAGGGCCCUCGGGCGACCCGCCUGUUCGAUAGCGCUGCCCAUGAUUCUGGAUGUUGGAGUCGUGGCAGAGAACGAGAGUAUCGAAGAAUCUCUCCUUCGACUGGGGAUCUAUGGGAUCGACGAGAUUGAGAUGCUAGAUGGGCUUGAACUCGCCAUGUCUCCUAACGGUCCCAGCCACCUUGUGCUGGGGCUUGACCCCAUCCGGCUGCACCAGACUGCUACUGGCACGCGCAUGUUUUGCCACCUGGGUGGGUUGCUAUCCAACGGAGACUCAAACGACCAUGAAACCUUGCUCAUGUCUAUCGGGGGGCGGAUCGUGCAAAAAUGCGCCGACAUGCUGGCGCUUGACCCGGGCGACAUCGCGUUUGAUCAACGGUCGGUGGCCUCGUAUGGUCUGGACAGCAUGAUCAGCGUGGAGCUGCAACAGUGGCUACUUGCGGAGUUUGGGCUGAAAUUGAGCUUUCAUACUUUCACGAGGCCUGAGGUGACGUUUAAGGCACUGGCGGAACAAGCUCUCCAGUCACUGGGUUGGAAGGGUGACCAAGACGAUCUUUGCACUUAAUGUGAACCAUUAGGAGAAG